CAGAGCAAAACAGAGUAGUCUCUUCAGCCUAUUCCCUCUUCUUCUUCUUCUCUCCAUUUCUCUCUGAAUUUUUACAAUUGGUCUUAUUUGAGUGAUUUGGGUGAAGGACAAGUGAUGACGAAGAACGUGGCCGUGCCGGAGAUGACCCAAAACUCAUCUAAGCCGAUGCAAUACCCGCCUCCUCGAAGCGGGAAUGCCGGCGCUAGCUAUCCCAUUCACAAGAGAUUUCUUGCUCGUUUAGAGGUUUGUAACCAUGGUGUUACGCCAAAUGCAUGGACAGACUCUAUGAAAAUUUCGUCUCCAACGCAAGCCAUGUCUGUCUCAACACUGGUUGAUGAGGCCUACAUUGCUUGGACUGCGAGAUAUCCAUCGGCUUUGGACCGAUUCGAAGAAAUCAUCGGUGCGUCUAAAGGGAAGCAAAUAGUUAUGUUCUUGGAUUAUGAUGGCACUCUUUCACCGAUUGUUGAAGAUCCUGAUAGAGCUUUCAUGUCUGAUACGAUGCGAGAUGCAGUGAGGGAUAUCGCAAGCUACUUCCCGACGGCAAUCGUUAGCGGCAGAUGCCGUGAUAAGGUUUAUAGUUUUGUAAGAUUAGCUGAACUAUACUACGCUGGAAGCCAUGGAAUGGACAUUAAAGGCCCAGUGAAGGGACCUAAGAACACAAAAUCCAAAACUAAGGCAGUGCUCUUUCAACCAGCCAGUGAGUUCCUUCCAAUGAUCAAUGAGGUCUUCAAGACAUUAUUAGAGACAACCAAAUCAACUCCUGGUGCCAAAGUAGAGAACAACAAGUUCUGUGUCUCAGUUCAUUUCCGGUGUGUCGAAGAAAAGAAAUGGAUCUCAUUAGCUGAACAAGUUAGAUCAGUUCUUAAGGAAUAUCCCAAGUUGAGAAUUACUCAAGGAAGGAAGGUGUUAGAGAUUCGCCCAACAAUUAAAUGGGACAAAGGAAAAGCUCUUGAAUUCUUGUUAGAAUCAAUUGGAUUCGCCAAUUGUGAUCAUGUCUUACCAGUCUACAUUGGAGAUGAUCGUACUGAUGAAGAUGCAUUCAAGUUUGUGCGAAAGGUUUUGCGUGACAGAGGACAAGGUAUCGGCAUUCUUGUGUCUAAGUUUCCAAAAGAUACAAAUGCGUCUUAUUCUCUUCGAGAACCUACUGAGGUGAUGGAUUUUUUACAUCGUCUCGUGGAUUGGAAGCGUAAUUCUUAAAAGUUAAUUUGAAGGUGUAAAUUAAGAAGAGAUUCUUGUAUUGGAGCUUUUUAUUCUUAUUGUAAUUUUUUUUAUCCGAAGUGAAUGUUAUGUAAACUCUUUCGUGUUCUUCUUGAAGUGUAAUGGAAUUUGAUUCGUGAUGAAAAGAACAUAACUAUUC
Dioscorea cayenensis subsp. rotundata (Guinea yam) is the source of this 1357-nucleotide messenger RNA. RefSeq names its product probable trehalose-phosphate phosphatase 6. Gene Ontology annotation, molecular function: trehalose-phosphatase activity. The coding region runs from base 115 to 1197 and encodes 360 amino acids. The transcript has 11 exons. The record is from RefSeq and is a predicted model, not a curated record. Gene Ontology annotation, biological process: trehalose biosynthetic process. Lineage: Eukaryota; Viridiplantae; Streptophyta; Magnoliopsida; Dioscoreales; Dioscoreaceae.